Messenger RNA from Cyclocybe aegerita, 543 nucleotides. NCBI's taxonomy places the organism in Eukaryota, Fungi, Basidiomycota, Agaricomycetes, Agaricales, Hemipholiotaceae. The record is from the annotation of a GenBank genome assembly.
AUGAAGUCUGUCUUCGCUCCCCUCGCCGCUGUUCUUCUCGCUGCGACCAGCGCCGUCGCUCAGACGCUCACCGUCAAUACCCCCCUGAGCGUCGUCGUCUGCCAACCUCUCUUGAUCACCUGGACAGGAGGAACUCCCCCCUACUUCCUGCUCUCUUGGAAUGUCAACAUCACUGCCGGCACCUCCCUUGGUCUGACCCUCCGCGAUAGCACUGGCGCUAUUUCGCAGUCCGCUCCUUUCACCGUCCAGAGUGGUUCCGACACCAGCUGCCUCAACGGCGGUUCUACCACCACCACCACUGGCGGCGCUGGAGGAUCCACCACUUCCGGCACUACCACUGGCACCACCACCACUGCUGCUCCCACCACGACUCGCGCCACAACCACCAACGGUGCCGCCACUACGGGUACCAGCACUAGCCCCCCAACCACCACUUCUGGCACCGGAGCCCCAGCGCAAUCGACUGACGCGGCCUACAACGUUGUUGCGAAGACUGGUCUUGCGGGUGCCAUUGGUGCCAUAUUAGUCGCUCUACUAGCCUAA